Messenger RNA from Phascolarctos cinereus (koala), 3982 nucleotides. The record is from RefSeq and is a predicted model, not a curated record. NCBI's taxonomy places the organism in Eukaryota, Metazoa, Chordata, Mammalia, Diprotodontia, Phascolarctidae.
UAUGACUUCCCCAAGGCCACAUAGCAGUAGGAGCUUAAGUACCCUUGACUUCAAGGGCAAAGCUCUGGCUGCCUCCUCACCUGGCAGCCUUGUCUGUGUAAAGCCCUGCUUCCCUAUGGGGAUGAUUCAUUCCAUUCAGAAGCUAUAUUGGUAUUAAAAGGAAAUCAAAUAAUUGAAGCAACUAUUGAAAUAAUGGAAGCAAACACAAAUAGUGCUUGAAUUCGCUAUCCAGAUAUUUCAGAAAAAUGAUUUUUUAAAAUUGUGUCCAUUUUCUGCUUCAUUUUGUAUCAAUAAAUGACAUACUAAGUGUCCAUCAACAAGUUUUCAUAAAGUAUUUUAAAAAUAACCAUGUACAAAUAUUUUCAUUGAAAUGCUACAAUAUAUAUAUAUAUAUAUAUAUAUAUAUAUAUUUAAAGUAGGAUUCCAGGGACCCAGCAAACAGACCCUUUAAGGAUUAAAAGCUAAAAAGCCCCUCCAGAGACCUCUAGAGAGCCCUGGAGUAGGUUAUAAGGGCAUGGCAGGUUAUAGUGCAUAUAGAACCAGGUCAGAGGUGGAGAACCUUCAGCCUUAAGGCCACAUGUGGCCUUCUAAAUCCUUAAGGCCUUUUGACUAAAUCCAAAUUGCAGGUUUCCUACCCUGAGCUAGAUUAAAAAAAGUUUGGUUUAGUUACCAGAAUUUGUACCUGCUAAUCAUCUGAUGGUUAUCUGAUAAAUGCCUGUCAGAAAGAGAAAAUGUUGUGAUUUCUUUUAUUAUGAAAGAGCCCCAUUGUGUGCGUGUGUCUGCAUCUUUUAGAAAAUGUCCAAGAAGUUCAAAACUGCAAGACAAAUUGCAGGACUUGAUAGUCACGUGUGGGUUGAAUUUUCUAAUCUAUCUGCAGACUCCGUGGUUGUGAAUCUUACCCAAGGCCAACCAGAUAUAUCCCCUCCCAUGUAUGUUAAAGAAGAAUUAGCAAAGGUAGCAGCAACCGAUAAAAUGAAUCAGUAUAUACAGGGUUUUGGUCAUCCAGCACUGGUGGAAGCUUUAUCUUCUCUGUGUGAAAAGAUUUAUAACAGACUGGUUGACCCAAAUCAUGAAACAACAGUGACAGUGGGAAGAUAUGGAUCUCUUUUUAAUGCCAUACAAGGAUUAGUUAAUGAAGAAGAGGAAGUGAUCGUCAUUGAGCCUUACUUUGAUUGCCACAAUCCCACGAUAAAGAUGGCAGGAGCAAUUCCUGUCAUUAUCCCCUUACGCCAUGUGAGUAUGCUGACAAGGAGAGCAGCAGAAUACUUCAUGUGGUCUUUCCACAGUGCUACUUUGCCGGGUAUGUGGGAAAGAGCAAUAACAAUAGGCAGUGCUAGAAAAACAUUCAGUGUGACUGGCUGAAAGCUUGGUUAGUCUAUCGGUCCUAAGAAUCUCAUCAGACAAAUGAAGAUUGCACAAGAUGUCAUUUAUACUUGUGCAGCUCCUUUAUAGGAGGCUUUGGCUUGAGCUUUUUGGUUUGACAUUAAACACGUGGGACCAGAAUGCUACUUUUGUUCUCUGCCCUGGGAACUAAAAGCAAAAUGGGAUCGGAUGGUCCAAUUACUCCAAAGCAUUGGACUGACACCCAUAUGCCCCGAAGAGGGAUACCUCAUCAUUGCUGAUGUUUCAGUGCUAAAUAUAGACCUCUCUGAAAUGACGGAAAAUGAAUAUUAUGACUAUAAAUUUGUGAAGUGGAUGAUUAAAAAUAAGAAAUUAUCAGCCAUUCCUAUUACAGCAUUCUGUAGUGCCAACAAAAAAGAUUUUGAGAAACAUGUACAGUUUCACUUCAUUAAACAAAACAGUACCCCGGAUGCUUUUGAGAAGAUCAUUAAGGCCUGGAUGAAGGAAUCCUAAUUUUUGCCAACAUACCUUUGUGUGACUUUUGUAAUUUAACAAAAUGAAGUUGCUGCCACCUACUGGAUAUUGGAAAAGAAAUCUUUUAGUACAAAUAACAUGAUUUAUUGAAUGUCACAGGACACUGUCAUAUAAUGUGGAGACUUUAAAGGAAAAUUAGUAGAAACAUGCAAAAAAAAAGUUGACUGUUGGCUGCAAGAAGGACAUAGAAAGAAGUGAAAAUAGCUGCAUUUCAGAAUUCCAGACAAAUCCUGGAACAGAACUAACAAACGGAGCUUGAUAAGUUAUUCCCACACUUCUUCAUACUCUGUGUUUACUUUAUAUUACUGCACACUUCUUCCCCAAAGUGUCCUAUUUAACAUAUUUUGGACACUUCAUAAUAAAGCUACGAGAAUUAUGUGUGCUAUUCAUGCUUCAUGGCUCACACUAUUUGUAGUUCACAUAAUCAGCAAAUCUUUGUACUGUGCCAUCCUUAUUCUUGGUUUUCUCCCUUGCCACCUUAUUUGUGAAAUUGUCCAAUAUGGAAGAAGAAAAUGAAGUAUUUCCAUUUCUCUUUGGGAAAGGGAACUAACACCACAUGCUAACAAAACAGAGUCAUUUUCCUUUCAUAGAGAGUCACUUUGUAGACUUGGUUGUUUAAUGAGGCUCAUUCCCAUGCUCACAUUGGCCAACACAAAUUUAAUACCUGAAACAGGACUCUAUACAUAGCAGGCACUUAAUUCUUGGUAAAUUAAUUCAAAGAAACUUCAAGUUCAACCUUAGUCUUAAUUUUUAACUUCUUUCUAAAAAUCAUAUGAAGCUAUCUUCACAGCCUUCUCUCAGAGCAAAUGAAUCUGCAGAAUUUUACAAGAUGCACAAAUCAAAAAAUGCAAGAUGUAUUCUGAAGUUCACUGUUAACAAAAUCUUGAAAUUUCAUUUGUACACUUUUGAGGGGGAAAGCUCAAAUAAUAUUGGCCUUUAAUCCUUGCUAGGUUUUGAAGGAUAUGGCUUUGGGAAGGUAGGUAGGAAAGAAGAGCUUUUCGGGGUAUGGACCCGAUAGCUUGUUUAGCUGACCUUACUAGAAUAUGGUAUAAAGGAAGCACAGGGGGUUUUGAAUUCUCUAAUGUGGGUUCGAGUCCUGCUGUUCUAGAAAUAAGGGGAUUUAAACCUCUAUUAUUUAUCCUAUCAAGAUAAUUCUUUUGUCAGACAUAUUUCUUAGAUUUGUGGGGGAACGCAUGAUAGGGCGAUUGGGAUGGAGAUAUAUCAUAGGCAGAAGGCUAUUUUUAAGUAAAUUCUAUAACAAUUCAGGUUUAUUCUCUGAGGAGAAAGAAUUAAUUACAAGAAUUUGUGUGUUCAAAAAGGAUGGCAACUUAUUUCUACUUAACUGACCAUAAUAGGAAAUAAAAUACUAAACAAAGAUUAUACUUUGACUUCUUAGCUAUGAAAUUUUGCCAUCAAACUUAAGUUAGAUAUCAUAGAAAAUUGCACCAUAGCUGGUGUGGAAGACACAGCAGCAGCUGUAUAGUAUGAUGAGGUUAAUAUUGAUUGGAAAUGCCAAUUAUUUCUACAAUUUAUUCUAAGCGAUCCCAAGAUUGCUGUUUGUCAGCAGGUGAACUUCCUGUCUAUUGGGAUGAUUGGGUAAUUAGAUGUAUCCUCUCUCAGCAGCAAUGAAAUGAAGCCCUGAUGCCUUAGUGAGUUGUUUUUGUCUCCCUCCUGAAUUAUCUAAGGCUAAAGGGAACUUUCACUUGAUCAGAUAAUUCCUGAUUUUAUAUAUUCUGGUAAUUCUGGAAGUAGCUAAUUAUUUUAAUCAGAAGUUUGAUGGCAGGGGUAGGAGGGAAUCAGAGAAUGUCUCUCAGCAGAAAAAGGAUCAUUAGCUGUGUUUUAUCCUCCCAUAGUCUUAGUGCUUCAGAACUGACCAUUUGAACUUUUUAGUAUGAGUGUAUAGGCAAUGACUUUCUAUCAGUAACAAAAAUUAGCUUAAAGAGAGUUCAAACGUGUGAGAGGUGAUCUCUCAGAAGUGAAGCCUCCUCAAAGGGUCAUCAGUUCUUGUUAAUGGUUCUGAUCUUGUUGCUUUUGAGGGGCACAUGUGUACCAACACUAUGUGAAGACCCCUCAGAAUGCAAGACCCCCUCCCCUAGCCUUCUCCCUC